AUGAUAUUCUCUAUGACCCGCAAAAGAGCGUACAAUUGGUACAUCUCUCUCGUAGCAGCAUCAUGUAUGGUCCUCUACGGAUACGAUGCAUCAGUCUUCAAUUCCGUCCAGGGAUCCAAAAACUGGCUAUCAUGGAUGAACAACCCCGACGCAGCGACAAUUGGUUCAAUUAACACAGCAUAUACAGUCGGCGCCAUCUUCGGCGGGUUUUUCCUGGGCGGGCCGUGUGCAGACUACCUAGGCCGCAAGUAUGGAAUGGGCAUUGGGUGCGUGUUGGUCAUGAUUGCGACUUUUAUGCAGACCUUCUCUCCUCACCAUAAUCUCGCUUGCUUCCUGGCAGGUAGAUGUAUCAUUGGUAUUGGCCAGGGUGUUGCGUUGACUGCUGGUCCCAUUUACAUUGGUGAACUGGCUCCGCCCGAAAUCCGCGGGAAGAUCAUGACCUUCUGGCAGAUGUUUUACUCCGUUGGAUCAUUUAUCUGCUUCUGGAUCAAUUUUGCUUGCACCAAGAAUGUUCCCCAGCUGGGCGAGUGGGAUUGGAAGCUGGUUGUUAUUUUCCAGCUCAUGGUUCCUACACUGAUUCUUGCUCUCUUGCCUACCAUCCCCGGCAGUCCCCGUUGGUUCAUCAAGAAAAACAACAACAUCGAGAAAGCCCGCGAAGCUCUACUGAAAGUCCGUGAUACCGUUGAAGAAGUCGAGCAAGAGCUACUGGAGAUCCGUGAAGCAAUCGAAUACGAAAAGGAAGCAAUCUCCAGCAACUACUCUGCUCUCUGGAAAGACAAGUCUCUGCGCAAGCGCAUGGGCCUAGCCCUGGUUAUCAACGCCGGACAACAGAUUACCGGACAAGGCUCGCUCAACUCUUACUCCACCAAGAUCUACCAGAAAGUGUUUACCAGCGACAGCCAGAUUGCGCUAAUCAACGCUCUAAACGCCACAUUCGGGAUUCUGUUUACCCUGAACGCGGUCUGGAUCAUCGACCGGUUCGGACGGAAGUUCCUUCUGGUCGUCGGUGGUAUCGGUAUGGGUCUCUGUAUGAUUAUUGUCUCGGCCGUUGAGACAGAGACACCUUCACUAGCCAACGGGUCCAAGUCUGAACCUGUGGGAAUAUCGAUCGUGUUCUUGUUAUUCUUGUUCAUUUUCUUCUAUAAACCAUCCUGGGGCGCAACAGUAUGGAUCUGGACAUCUGAGAUCUUCUCAAUGAAUGUGCGCGCCCAGGCCGUGGGCAUGGCAUCGCAGACACAGAACGUGGCCAACGCCAUCGUCCAGCAAUUCUUCCCUAUCUUCCUCGACAACGAGGGAUUCUACGCUUUUUACAUGUUCGCCGGUAUCAACUUCUUGCUUGCAAUUUUCGUUUGGUUCUUUAUUCCGGAGACUAAGCAGGUCCCUCUUGAGGAGAUCGAUACAUUGUUCGGCGGUGCCAACCACGUUGCGCAGGGACAGGAGGUGCUGGCGCAGCAGAAGGGCGCUCGGCUGGAGUGGGAAGGGGAUGAGAAGCCUAGUGCUGUUGUCGAGGAUGUUGGGAAGUAG
Messenger RNA from Penicillium bovifimosum, 1524 nucleotides. RefSeq names its product putative MFS sugar transporter. Gene Ontology annotation, molecular function: carbohydrate:proton symporter activity. Gene Ontology annotation, cellular component: membrane. NCBI's taxonomy places the organism in Eukaryota, Fungi, Ascomycota, Eurotiomycetes, Eurotiales, Aspergillaceae. The transcript has 5 exons. Gene Ontology annotation, biological process: carbohydrate transport; transmembrane transport. The coding region runs from base 1 to 1524 and encodes 507 amino acids. The record is from RefSeq and is a predicted model, not a curated record.